AUGGAAUACACAGUUGUUGGUGCCGGUAUCAUUGGUCUAUACACCACGUGGAAUUUAUUGGAAUCAGGCGUGUCGCCAGAUAAGAUCACUGUCGUUGCAGAGUUCUUGCCAGGUGAUCAGAGUAUCAAGUAUACCUCUCCAUGGGCUGGUGGUAACUUCAGUUGUAUUACAUCCGAUGACCCAAACACUCUGAUGUACGACGAGCUGACUUACAGAAACUUGCACAAGAUCCAAAGGGCCUUGGGUGGUGCGUCUUGUGGGUUGGAUAAUAAACCAAGCACCGAGUUAUGGGACACGUACCCCGGUGACACUAAAGUGGCAUCAUUGAAGUCUUAUUUGAAAGAUUUCCAGGUUGUUGAUAAGAGUGAAUUACCAGAAGGUUGUGCAUUUGGUAUCAAGUUCACAUCAUGGAACUUCAACUGUCCUUUCUUUUUGGCCAAUUUCCAAAAAUACCUGGAAAGCAUUGGUGUGAAGUUCUUGAGAAAGACCUUGACACACAUCUCACAGGCUUAUCUCACUGCAAAGACCAAAGUCGUCUUCAACUGCUCUGGUAUUGGUGCACGUACCCUUGGUGGAGUCGAGGAUACAAACGUGUAUCCAACCAGAGGCCAAGUUGUUGUUGUGAAGGCUCCUCAUAUUCAAGAGAACAAGAUGAGAUGGGGUGACGACUACGCCACCUAUAUCAUUCCAAGACCUUACUCAAACGACGAAUUGAUCUUGGGUGGGUUCUUACAGAAGGAUGAUUGGACUCCAGAUACUUUCAAGGAGCAGACAGAGGACAUUAUCAAGAGAACUACAGAGCUUCUUCCAAAGAUCUUGGAUCAACCAUUGGUGAUUAGUCGUGUGGCAUGUGGUUUGAGACCAAGCAGACACGGUGGUGUCCGUAUUGAACUACAGAACAUCGAAGAUGGAAAAGUUGUCAUUCACAACUAUGGUGCUAGUGGAUAUGGUUACCAAGCUGGCUAUGGAAUGGGAUUCAGGGCAGUCCAACUCUUGAGAGAAUCCAAAUCCAAACUGUGA
Molecule: messenger RNA, 1020 nt
Organism: Williopsis jadinii
Lineage: Eukaryota; Fungi; Ascomycota; Saccharomycetes; Phaffomycetales; Wickerhamomycetaceae
Product: FAD-dependent oxidoreductase
Exons: 1
Coding region: 1-1020 (339 amino acids)
Molecular function (GO): FAD binding; D-amino-acid oxidase activity
Source: RefSeq, a predicted model, not a curated record